Colletotrichum orchidophilum is the source of this 981-nucleotide messenger RNA. RefSeq names its product calcineurin-like phosphoesterase. Gene Ontology annotation, cellular component: nucleus; cytoplasm. The transcript is spliced from 4 exons. Lineage: Eukaryota; Fungi; Ascomycota; Sordariomycetes; Glomerellales; Glomerellaceae. The record is from RefSeq and is a predicted model, not a curated record. The coding region runs from base 1 to 981 and encodes 326 amino acids. Gene Ontology annotation, molecular function: protein serine/threonine phosphatase activity.
AUGGCGGACCAACAUGAGGUCGACCUUGACUCGAUAAUCGACCGCCUCCUCGAGGUUCGAGGAAGCCGUCCCGGCAAGCAGGUGCAGCUUCUCGAGGCCGAGAUCCGCUACCUGUGCACCAAGGCUCGCGAGAUCUUCAUCUCCCAACCCAUCCUGCUCGAGCUGGAGGCUCCCAUCAAGAUCUGCGGCGAUAUCCACGGACAAUAUUACGACCUGCUGCGUCUCUUUGAGUACGGUGGCUUCCCUCCCGAGGCCAACUACCUUUUCCUUGGUGACUAUGUCGAUCGUGGCAAGCAGUCCCUCGAGACCAUCUGCUUGUUGCUCGCCUACAAGAUCAAGUACCCCGAGAACUUCUUCAUUCUCCGCGGUAACCACGAGUGCGCCUCCAUUAACCGUAUCUACGGUUUCUACGACGAGUGCAAGCGCCGCUACAACAUCAAGCUAUGGAAGACAUUUACGGACUGCUUCAACUGCCUGCCUAUCGCCGCUAUCAUCGACGAGAAGAUCUUCACCAUGCACGGCGGUCUUAGUCCUGAUCUGAAUUCUAUGGAGCAGAUUCGCCGCGUCAUGCGACCCACUGACAUUCCUGACUGCGGUCUUCUCUGCGAUCUCUUGUGGUCCGACCCCGACAAAGACAUCACGGGCUGGAGUGAAAACGACAGAGGUGUAUCCUUCACCUUCGGCCCCGACGUUGUGUCUCGGUUCCUCCAGAAGCACGAUAUGGAUCUGAUCUGCCGUGCCCAUCAAGUCGUGGAAGACGGUUACGAGUUCUUCUCCAAGCGCCAGCUUGUGACCUUGUUCAGUGCACCGAACUACUGCGGUGAAUUCGACAAUGCCGGAGCCAUGAUGAGUGUGGACGAGAGCUUGCUCUGCUCGUUCCAGAUUCUGAAACCUGCAGAGAAGAAACAAAAGUACGUUCCUGGUGGUCUCGGAGGCAACAGCCGACCAGUCAUCUCUCCCCGGAAGUCCGCUUCCAAGUGA